Chlorocebus sabaeus (green monkey) is the source of this 714-nucleotide messenger RNA. RefSeq names its product GLIPR1 like 2 (gene GLIPR1L2). Lineage: Eukaryota; Metazoa; Chordata; Mammalia; Primates; Cercopithecidae. The record is from RefSeq and is a predicted model, not a curated record.
UGGACCAUGGAGGCCCCAAGGUCCUUCGCCCGGGAGUGGAGCGCACAAUCCCUCCCCCUGGCAGUAGGGGGCGUUUUGAAGCUGCGGCUCUGUGAGCUGUGGCUACUGCUACUAGGUUCUAGUUUGAACGCGACAUUUUUGCCACACGAAGAGGACGUAGACUUUAUCAACGAGUACGUGAACCUCCACAAUGAGCUGCGGGGCGACGUCAUUCCCCGAGGGUCUAACUUGCGCUUCAUGACUUGGGAUGUAGCUUUAUCACGGACUGCUAGAGCAUGGGGCAAAAGAUGUGUGUUUGAGCAUAAUAUUUAUUUAGAAGAUGUACAAAUGGUCCAUCCUAAAUUUUAUGGUAUUGGUGAAAAUAUGUGGGUUGGCCCUGAAAAUGAAUUUACUGCAAGUAUUGCUAUCAGAAGUUGGCAUGCAGAGAAGAAAAUGUACAAUUUUGAAAAUGGCAGUUGCUCUGGAGACUGUUCUAAUUAUAUUCAGCUUGUUUGGGACAACUCUUACAAAGUUGGUUGUGCUGUUACUCCAUGUUCAAGAAUUGGACAUAUUAUACAUGCAGCAAUUUUCAUAUGCAACUAUGCACCUGGAGGAACGCUGACAAGAAGACCUUAUGAACCAGGAAUAUUUUGUACUCGAUGUGGCAGACAUGACAAAUGCACAGAUUUUCUAUGCAGUAAGAUAAAGAAAAUAACUUAAACAUGAAAAAAAUGC